AUGAAUAAAAAUCAUAAUUUUGAGUAAGUAUGCUCAGAUAUUUGUAUUUAUCGUGAAUCAGUAGAAUGUUAGGCAAAAUCUAUUUUAAAGCCAAUUAACAAGACAAAUUUAAAAAAAGACAAACUAUUGUAGAAAUUUGCAUCACAAAUAAUAAGAAGCGAAUAAAGAAUAAAAUCUCCUUUUUAAAUUGAAAUGUAAAUGAUUAUGUUUAUUUAGAUUUCAAUAAUAAAAGUAAUUAAAUGAUAAGUGUGUAGAAAAGAUGUCUUCUGAACUUGUUUUAUCUUAACCUUAAAAGAACUUAUCUAUAGAUUUAAGCAAAAAGUAUUAAAAAUAUAAUAUAUCAGAUGGCAUUUGGAUUUAUCAGACUUAACUGAUAAAGGAGUAAGAGAUUUAAGUGAUGGCUUAUCAAAACUUUCAUGUUUAGAAUAGUUAAAUUUAGCACUGUGUGGGUAAUAAAUGAUGUUAUAAUUAUUAGUUGGGGUUAUUGGAAUUAAAAUAUUACAGAUAAAUCAUUAUCAUACAUAACUAAUGCUUUAAUGUUACAAAAUUAAUUGAAUGAGUUUAAUCUUGAUUUAAAUAUGUGGGGUUAUGAAAAUAGUAGUAUAACUGAUGAAGGAGCCAAAAAUUUAAUGGAUGGAAUAAGUUUAUUAAGUAAUUUAGGAAAAUUAGAAUUGAAUUUAAAAGGAUGGGGAGAUGGAAAUUAAGAUAUCACUGAUAAUACUAUUUUGGGGCUUUCAAGAUGUCUUAAGAAACUUGGCAAUUUAUCAGAGGUGAAAUUAGUAUUGUAAUUUAUUCAUUUCUAAUUAGAUGGUAAAAUAUUGGAAAAUAAGCAAUUAAAUAAUUAAAUAAGACUUUAGCCAAAAUGGAGAAUUUAACUAAAAUUGAUGUUAAGUUUGAAAGGUAUUUUCUAUUAUUUAAUAUUGUCCUAGUUGUGCCCAGUAAUAACCAGUCUAAAAUAAUAAUAUUGAUGUCAAACUACAAUAAAUUAAAGUUAAUGCAGUUUAAAAAAGAAGACUACUUUUCUAAGUAGAGGGAGUUAUGAUCAAUCUUGAAUCUUAAAUAAAUAAAAGGACACUUUGGGAUAUUAUUUUAAAAUUAUGA
Molecule: messenger RNA, 1101 nt
Organism: Paramecium sonneborni
Lineage: Eukaryota; Ciliophora; Oligohymenophorea; Peniculida; Parameciidae
Source: the annotation of a GenBank genome assembly